Messenger RNA from Protomyces lactucae-debilis, 1870 nucleotides. RefSeq lists its product as uncharacterized. The record is from RefSeq and is a predicted model, not a curated record. Gene Ontology annotation, molecular function: protein binding. The transcript has a single exon. The coding region runs from base 114 to 1481 and encodes 455 amino acids. NCBI's taxonomy places the organism in Eukaryota, Fungi, Ascomycota, Taphrinomycetes, Taphrinales, Protomycetaceae.
ACCACACGAUGCAAAAGUGCAGAUCGGUGGGCGCUAGCUACUAUACCUGCUUCGGAUUGGAAGACUAAUGCAGUAAAGCUUGCCGUCAUCGCAAGAGCCUUGAAGCUAGCAAGAUGAUAGUCGAAGAGCUUGACGGCUAUGAGCUUGGAUUUUGCUCGCGUUGGGGUCCUCGCAAUAAUCCAAAUUGGAGUUGGCGAAACAACCUCGUAUGCUACUCCGAAAAGACGAAACUCUUCUAUGUUGCUCUGUGCAGUAAAAUCUUGAUCUUUGAAAGGUGCAAUGGCGACCUUGUUCAGCAAUCGCUGGAAAUCGACAACACCGAUCCAAAUUUUGACAUGACGAUGUCCCACCCUAUAUUCGACGGCCCUGGAGCCAAUUAUCUGACUAUUGCAACUUGUGGAAGUAUAGAAUACCUCAUCAGCCUGACUGGUACUGGCAGAGUCAUUCUGCGUCCUACGGGUAAUGUCACAGGCUCACCACUCAUCUUCAAUGUCAGGCACAGUGCAUGGAGUGUAGCCAUGGCCAAGGAGGGUCCCUAUCUUGCAAUCGGACACAAUGGAGCUCAAGUGACUGUGCUAGACAUCAGCCUCCCACCAGGUGUAGCUGAGAUAGAGGCUCGUAAGCUCAGUUGCUGUGGUAAUAUUCCGUGCGUCGCCUUUUCAAGGGAUUCUAAGCGAUUGAUGGCCGCGAUCCUUCCAAGCCAGAGAGGAACCCCUGGUCUAGCCCAGACUGAGCUUGGCGAGACGCUCAUCAACACAUCGUGUCCUCAAGAUGCUUAUGGCAACAACUGGGCUUGCCUAUUCUUGUACGGCGACGAUUUCAUGAAGAACGAGUGGCAGCCAGAUUGUCACGCACUGCUACAUGUUCCUGAAUUUGAGGAUGCUCCCAAUUAUGAAUUCUGCUUCUGGGCAGCUGAAAAAGACAUCUAUUUCGGUCGAUUCGACCUUGAAUGGCAUAAUUUUUCCGGUGGCGAGUGGUGGACCGAAACAUUUGCUUCUGUGGAUUGGAGUGAUGCCAACAGGAAUAUCUACGCUCGGCUCAACUUGGUCAAGCACAUCAAACACCUCGGUGUUUUGGUCGUCGCAAAUCAAUUUGGUGCAAUACGCAUCAUUGAACUCUGUCACAGGGAAAAGCGUGACAAUGAAGCAGACAAGGACAGUAUCUACGGUUUCCGUCUCGUCGCUGUCUUGAGUGUAAGAAAAGGCCAGGGACACAGAGGAGAGGCUGUGACCGAUACCAGCAAAAUCAUUCCUGGCCAAGUGAAAAAGGAUGCACAAGCUUGGGUCUUACAGGGAGGCAUCAGUGAAGCACGAGAGACGAACGAUCAAGUCCUCUUUGGAUUGGAUGUUGUGCCGAACGAAGCAGACGAGAGCGCGGAGCUCGUAGUCUUUACUCACAGCUCCGAGAUUCUCUCUUGGACUAUCAGGCGUCAACCAAUCCAAGCAAGCAGGAUUGUACUCCAUCGAAGUCUCGGUCGCUAGCGAUCGCUCUGUCAAUGCAUAGCAUAGCAAUUUAUUCAGACUGGCUUGAUGUCACUCCGAACAGGAGAUUGCAUUCGACGCCCAUGCUGAAUGUAGAAUCCGACGAAUUGCGGUGGUAAGGCACUUGGAGGCAGCCUCUUCUUCUCCGUGGUUCCCAUCUGAAUGGCAAUCUCAUAGUGGAUACCAGGACUUGGAGAGGUGCCCAACUUGCCGGCUUCCAGGAUCUCAAUGGCAGACAAGCAAGUGAAGUCAACUGGCAUAGAGAAACUGGUAUUCUACAGUUUGAAAAGCUAAGCAGAAACGACCACGUUUGUCCAAGUGCGAAGCGUUCAAGCGAAGCAUUCCUCGUAAGUUUUGUUGUGCUUGUUGGUGGCGUGCAACUCGAGAUC